AUGUAUAUCAAGUCGAUAGUUUUAGACGGAUUUAAAUCCUAUGGAAAUAGGGUUGAGGUGACCGGCUUUGAUCCAGAAUUUAAUGCUAUCACAGGCCUCAACGGAACUGGAAAGUCAAAUAUACUAGACUCAAUUUGCUUUGUAUUGGGCAUCACAAACUUGUCUAAUGUAAGAGCUGGAAGUCUGCAGGAGCUUAUAUACAAACAUGGACAAGCUGGCAUCACUAAGGCUACUGUUAGCAUAACUUUUGAUAACCGGGAUAAGCGCCACUGCCCUAUAGGCUAUGAGAAUCACGAUGAAAUUACUGUUACAAGACAGGUUGUAAUGGGUGGCAAAAACAAAUACUUAAUAAAUGGAAUCAAUGUACAGAAUAAGAGAGUCAGUGAUUUAUUCUGUUCUGUGCAACUAAAUGUUAAUAAUCCCCACUUCCUUAUCAUGCAAGGGAGAAUAACUAAGGUUCUCAACAUGAAACCUCCGGAGAUCCUUUCAAUGGUGGAAGAAGCUGCUGGGACAAGAAUGUAUGAAGCUAAAAAGCAAGCCGCUCAGAAAACUAUUGAGAAGAAAGAUGCAAAGCUCAGGGAAUUAAAUGAUAUUAUAAGAGAAGAUAUCGCACCAAAGCUACAGAAAUUGCAAGAUGAAAGAUCACAGUUCCAAGAGUAUCAGAAAGUAGUUAGGGAAUUAGAAAACCUAACUAGACUUUAUGUGGCAUGGCAAUAUGUUAAAGCGGAGGAAAGUGCUAAAGAAGCUGCAAGCAAAGUGACACAGGUCGAAGAUGACAUAAAGAGUAAGAAGGAAAACAUCAAGAAAAAUGAGGAAGAGGCCAAAGUUUCGGAGGAGCAGGUGACCGAAUUAAACCAAAGGCUGGAUGAGGAGAGCGGCAGCGCGUUGCGGGCGCUGCAGGAGCGGGCGCAGGCGGCGGAGGCGGCGGAGGGCGCGGCGGUGGCGCGCGCGCGCGGCGCGGCCGAGGCGGCGCGGGCGGCGGGCGCGCGGGCGGCGCAGGCGCGCGCCGCGCUAAGGGCCGACGGCGCGGCCAGGGCGGCCGCGGAGCGCGCGCUGGCCGCGGCCGAGGCCGCCUUCGGGGGGCUGCGCGCGGCCAGCGAGCGCAGCGAGGCCGCGCUGGCCGACGCGCAGCGGCGCUUCCUCGCCGUCAGCUCGGGCCUCGAGGGCGCCUCCGAGUCGCUGCAGGACCGGCUCAUCGCUGCAAAAAGGGAGGCUUCGGAAGCAUCUACACGCAUUUCCCAAAGCAUGAUGGAGAAGAAGCACGCGGAAGAAAGGCUGCGCAAUCUCGAACGCGAAUUCAAGUCGAGCAGUUCGCAGUACCAACGGGACCAGGACAGCAUUGCCAAGCACCAAGUGGAAGUUGAGCAAUUGCAGGGCCAGCUGUCGCAGAUGAGCUUCAGCGAGGAGCGGCGCGUGGAGCUGCAGGAGCGAGUGCGCUCGCUGCGCGCGGCCGUCCGCGCCAAGCGCGACGCGGCCGACUCGCUCGCAGCUCGGCUGCAGCGCUGCGACUUCCACUACCAGCCGCCGCAGCGCGACUUUGACCGCUCCAGGGUCGCAGGCACGGUUUGCAGACUCAUAGAUGUCCGCGACUCCAGAUAUUGCACCGCCUUAGAAACCGCUGCUGGAGGAAGGCUGUACAACGUGGUGGUGGACACGGAGGUGACGAGCAAGCUGCUGCUGCAGCGCGGGCAGCUGCAGACGCGCACCACCAUCAUCCCGCUCAACAAGAUCUCGGGGCAGGUGAUCGACCGGGAGACCGUGCGGCUGGCGCAGGAGAUCGUGAGUGUGGCAGACGGCGGUGGCGGUGGCGGUGGCGGUGGCGGUGGCGGUGGCGGUGGCGGUGGCGGUGGUGGGGAGGAGCGGCGGGAGCGGCUGCGGCCGGCCAUGGCGUGGGUGUUCGGCGGCACGCUGGUGUGCCGCGACCUGGACACGGCGCGCCGCGUCACGUUCCACCCGCGCGUGCGCCGGCGCGCCGUCACGCUCGACGGCGACGUGUUCGACCCCGCCGGCACGCUCUCGGGCGGCGCGCGCGCCAAGGGCGGCUCGGUGCUGAUGCAGCUGAGUGAGCUCAAGCGCCUGGAAGCGGAGCUACGCGAAGCAGAACAAGAGUUGGCCUCGUGCACCGCGGAACUCAACUCUAUGCAGCAGAUGGCUGAGAAAUACGGGGCGCUGCAGCAGAAGCUGGAGAUGGCGAGGCACGCGCUGCAGGUGGCCCAGGAACGGUGCGCUUGCACGGCGCAGGCGCAGCUGCACCAGGAGAUCGAGGCGCUGCGGCAGCGCGUGGCGCAGCUGGCCGAGGCGCUGCAGGCGGACGAGGCCGCGCGGCGGGACAGUGCCGAGCGCGCGAGGGACCUGGAGGCCAAGGUCAAGGACAUCAAGGGACACCGCGAGAGAGAGUUUAAGAAGGCUGAAGAGGAAUUAAAGCGGGCUAAGGAGGAAGCGGAAAAGCACAGCAGCUCGUGGGCCACGCGGGAACAGGAGUUUGAGACGCUGAAGUUGGAAGUGAGCGAGCUGCAGAAGGCAGUGCAGGCCGGAGAGCAGCAGCUGGCGGAGAUGGACGUAGCCGCCGAAGCUUUGAAGCAGGCGAUGCUCGAUGCCCAGCAACAGCACCAAGCUGCUCUUAAAGAGGCGAAGGAUCUGCAGGGCGAGAUAAAGCGUCAAAAGGCGGAGAUAGCGAGCCGGAACGGGGAGAUAGCGUUGCUGUGCCAGAAGAAGGAGCGGCUGCUGAAGGAGAACGGCGAGCUGGAGCUGCGUGUGCAGGAGCUGCAGUAUGCGAGGAAGGAGUUGCAGGGCGAGGCGUCUGGGUGCGCGGAGCGGAUGGCGGCGCUGGAGCGCGAGCACGGCUGGAUCUGCGGCGAGCGCGAGUUCUUCGGGCGCGCGGGCGGGCUGUUCGACUUCGGCGCGCGGCAGGCGCACGUGGCGGCGCCGCGGCUGCAGCAGCUGCGCGCGCGCCGCGACGGCCUGGCCCGGGGGCUCAACGCGCGCGCGCACGCGCUGCUCGCCAAGGAGGAGGACCAGUACCAAGAUGUGAUGCGCAAAAAGAAGAUUGUGGAAGCGGACCGUGCGAAACUUGUCCAGGUGAUGGCAGAAUUGGAUGAAAAGAAGCAACGCACCUUGGUUGCUGCAUGUGAACAGGUGAACCGGGACUUCGGGUCGAUCUUCAGCACGCUGCUGUCGGGGGCGCAGGCGCGCCUCACGCCGCCGCCGGGCCUCACCGUGCUCGAAGGGCUGGAGGUGAAGGUGGGGUUCAACUCGCAGUGGAAGGAGUCGCUGGGCGAGCUGUCGGGGGGCCAGCGCUCGCUGGUGGCGCUGUCGCUGGUGCUGGCGAUGCUGCUGUUCAAGCCGGCGCCGCUCUACAUCCUGGACGAGGUGGACGCCGCGCUCGACCUCUCGCACACGCAGAACAUCGGACACAUGCUCAAGCAGCACUUCAAACACUCGCAGUUCAUCAUCGUGUCGCUGAAGGACGGCAUGUUCAACAACGCCAACGUGCUGUUCCGCACGCGCUUCGUGGACGGCAUGUCGGCCGUGCAGCGCACCGUCAACAGCGCGAGA
Molecule: messenger RNA, 3555 nt
Organism: Iphiclides podalirius (scarce swallowtail)
Lineage: Eukaryota; Metazoa; Arthropoda; Insecta; Lepidoptera; Papilionidae
Source: the annotation of a GenBank genome assembly